AUGAAAUUCCCCCUCUUCGCUAUCCUUCUCGUCGUCGCAGGCGCUAACGCCUUGCCUUCGUCGAGUGAUGUUCUUGAGAACGAGUCUUACAACAAACUUGGCCAAAGGAACUUCGUUGAAGAUCAAAUCAGAUGGGUCAUUGAACAGAUCAGUAAUGUAGUGAAACUAAUUGGCCUCGACCCUAUUGAAGUUGAAGAGAAAAGUAUUGACAUCGAUGUUCCAAUAGUAGAUAUUAGUAUCGCCGCCAUCCUCGAAGGCCUUAAGUUUGAAGGCCUCAGUAACAUACGCAUCAACAACCUAGAGUACAGUUUCAUCUUCAGCAGACUUCGCCUCGAUGUUUCCCUUCCAGAGAUCAGUCUUAUUGUUGGAAACUCUGGACUGGAGGUGAACUUCUUCGACAGAGAAUUUCUAGGUGUUUUCAAGGGCAGCCUCUACAUCAGGUCAGUCCGUCUUGCAGCUGAGGUUCACGUCAAUGCUGAUCUCGAAGGAAUUUCUCUACGUAGCAUUUCAAUUAACUUCAGCCUCGGUGGAAUUGAGUCCGACUUGUUUUUGGAGAUGCAAGGAAACGACCGCUCUGAUGUCGUCAACAAUUUCCUUAACAAGAGAAUCCCUGAUUUCUUGAAGGACAACGAGAGGGAUAUCAACAGAGUCCUUGAAGACGUUGUCAGCUUCAUUCUUAACCGCAUUUGGAGCUCUUAA
Molecule: messenger RNA, 699 nt
Organism: Danaus chrysippus (African queen)
Lineage: Eukaryota; Metazoa; Arthropoda; Insecta; Lepidoptera; Nymphalidae
Source: the annotation of a GenBank genome assembly